Salarias fasciatus (jewelled blenny) is the source of this 2325-nucleotide messenger RNA. RefSeq names its product proline-serine-threonine phosphatase-interacting protein 1-like. Gene Ontology annotation, biological process: actin filament polymerization. Lineage: Eukaryota; Metazoa; Chordata; Actinopteri; Blenniiformes; Blenniidae. The coding region runs from base 104 to 1360 and encodes 418 amino acids. The record is from RefSeq and is a predicted model, not a curated record. The transcript has 15 exons. Gene Ontology annotation, cellular component: actin filament; cytoplasm; plasma membrane. Gene Ontology annotation, molecular function: actin filament binding.
CAGCAACGUACACAGGGCUGUAACAUACUUGGCGGAGAAAAACUGUUCAUCAGGGCAGUUUGUGCUGAAGAGCUGUGAAGACUUCUACAAGAGAAGAGGCAGGAUGACUCCUCUCAUGUUUAAAGAUGCUUUCUGGGGGCCAGAUUUCACGUGUCAUGCUGGGUACGACGCCAUCAUCCAAAGGUUGCGUGAAGGACGGCAGAUGUGCAAAGACAUGGAGGAGCUUCUGAAGAUGAGGGCAUCAGCAGAGGAGAAAUAUGGAAAGGAACUGGUGAGCAUUGCUCGCAAAGCUGGAGGGAACACCGAGAUCAGCACUCUGAGAGCGUCUUUUGAACAGCUGAAAACUCAAAUCGAGAACGUUGGGAACUUUCACAUCCAAUUGUCUGACAUACUGAAAGAGGAGGUGAAAAAGAUUGAGACAUUCAGAGAGCAUCAAAAAGAGCAGAGGAAAAAGUUUGAAAGCAUCAUGGAGAAGGUUCAAAAGAAAAAGGUUUCCUUCUUCAAGAAGACCAUGGAAUCAAAGAAGAACUACGAGCUGAGAGGCAAGGAGGCUGAUGAAGCAGAGCAUGGGGCUGAGAAAACAAACUUUUCAUGUAAAAUUCCUGAGAAGACACGUCUCCGGAUCAAACACUGCAGACAAGCAGCCAAUGAAGCAGAAAAGCUGUACUUCAACAACAUUGUUCAGCUCGAUUAUCUCCGCCGGGACUGGGAGGAGACGCACAGGAGCACGUGUGAGGUGUUCCAGCAGCUGGAGGGAGAUCGUAUCAGCAUGCUCAGGUGUGCUCUCUGGAACCACUGCAAUCAUUUCUCCAUGCAGUGUGUCAGAGACGACGAGUCUUUCGAAGAGGUGAGGAAGGUCCUGGAGCACUGUGACAUGAUUACAGACAACAACUGUUUCAUAGAAAAGAGGAGCACAGGAUCGAAGCCUCCAGAGCCCAUCGUAUUUGAAAGCUACAACCAGGCGGGGACACUCAGUGGCACAAAUGGUCCAGCUCAAUCUGAAUGGACAGGAGACACAACAACGAGAAGGUACUCUGACUCCCAGCUGGGAAGUCCUGUCAUCAACAACACCAACAGCGCUCAGGCCCGGCGAUCCACACUGACAUCCAUUGUUGAGAAUUCCGAUGAGGGAUAUGCACCGUUACCAUGUUUCCAGCAAGAGGCAGCAGUGGCCACAGCUCCGACCGAUGGAGAGUACUGUAUUGUGGUUUAUCAGUACGACGCACAGGAAGAAGAUGAGAUGUCUGUGAGCAGAGGGGCCGUGGUCCGAGUGCUGGAGCGGGGUGAAGACGGCUGGUGGACCGUGGAGAGGAAUGGACUGACCGGACUGGUCCCGGGGAACUUCCUGGGCAGAAUCUGAACCAUUCACACACUGUGGCGUCAUUACUUUCUAUUGCUUAUGGUUCCUUAGUUUGUUUUUCAGACAUAAUAUGGAAUCAACAGAACAGUUAUCUCAACAUGAAACCAACUCACAUGAUAAAUUGCAAUGAUUCAUGACAUAGAAAGUUAUUUUGGCCAUCAAGUGAAUUGGCAAUUGAAGUGGCAGAUUUGUGCCCUCAGAGCACAUCCCUUCAAAAUAAUAUCCACAAAUACCAACAUAGUGUUAAUUAUUUUGUGUCAAGCUCAUGAAGUAACAUGGAUAGAUGAUCAAACUUGUAAAUAUUGUCAAUAUAAAUCAAAGUUGUAGCCUAAUUUACUUCAAAUUUGUAGUUUUCGAUGUACAUCAUGAAUGAACACUGAACUCAGCAGAUAAUAGUUUCAUUUUCUGUUUGAACAGUAUGAUUUUCCAGAAAUAAAUUAAGACAUAUUGUUAAUAUAAUAUAAUGAACAUCAUUUAUUUUGAAGUAAAUUAUAUUUUGAACCUACAAGCUUAUUAGUUUGGUUUCUUGUUAUGCAUGCACAUCUCAAAACAUUUUGUUGUUUCAAAAUAUUCCUCAUAACAGUGAAACGUCCUUUUAGAGGAAAAAAAUCACAACUAAUGCCACAAAGAGUGCACACAACAAGACUAUAUAAAGUUAAUCAGACAAAUAAAUGUAUGAACUCACCCUGUGGACAGCAGCAGAUGAAACAUCUUUAAAACAGCUUCUCUCCAUUUGUUUAUAUUAAACUCUUUUGUUAAACUGGUUCAACUUGUUAAAUUUUGCAACUUCACGCUCAGUAGACAGGUAAAUACUCUUGAAUGUGGGAAACGGCUGUUCAUUGACAGCUUGUAGAGAACCUGGAAUAUGACUAAAGAUUUGUUCAUUAAAAUUUUUUUACAUGUUUGCUGUCGCAAAAAAAAAAAAACUACAAACUUCCUGUCAGCCAACCAACCCAUACAAAGCC